Molecule: messenger RNA, 1536 nt
Organism: Suillus paluster
Lineage: Eukaryota; Fungi; Basidiomycota; Agaricomycetes; Boletales; Suillaceae
Product: HAD-like domain-containing protein
Exons: 8
Coding region: 65-1390 (441 amino acids)
Molecular function (GO): phosphoprotein phosphatase activity
Source: RefSeq, a predicted model, not a curated record
CGUAUCCUUUCUUCUGCAAAGUGCCAGCUAAAAAGUGGUAACACACGUCCUCGCCAGUGUUCGAAUGUUUUCAGUGAUUGUGCGCAGCGCAGCUCAACGACGCGCCCUCCCUGCACUUCGUCACUUCUCAACACCCCCUUCAUCACCUCCCCAGAACCCCCCUCCUUCACCCCCGCCGUCACUCCCGAGUCUUGACUUCCAACCCGCGGAACCAGAACCAGAAAAGACCCAGCGCACGGGUGCAAAAUCAUCCAAGGACUCGCUUUCGAGUAUAGAGCGAAAACGUCAGUUUUUAGGACGUCUUUCUCUUGGUGUACUCGCGGUCGCCCUUGGUGUGCAAGUCGUGUAUCUUGGUAGAGAUUGGGAGGCGGAUGAGUUAAAGGAACGGAACCAGGCAGUGGAGGAGGCUCCAUCAGGAAGGUGGGCACGAACGAAAUCGAGGUUUUCGGACCUAUUCGAUUACUUCAACAAACCCCAAUGGCAAGAACUACUCCCGCCGCCUCUCCCAGCUCCCCAUCAAAAACCGUACACUCUCCUGCUGUCUAUGGAUGAUCUCAUUAUCACGUCAACGUGGGAUCGACAGCAAGGAUGGCGGACAGCUAAACGCCCUGGCGUUGAUUAUUUCCUUGCCUACCUGUCCCAGUUCUAUGAAAUUGUGAUAUUUACAACUCAGCACCAUUAUACCGCCAUGCCCAUAAUUGAGAAACUUGACCCAUAUAAUUUCUUUAUCACUUACAAACUUUUCCGUGAAGCCACACGAUCAGUGAACGGUAAAAUUGUCAAGGACUUAUCGUAUCUUAAUCGUGACCUCUCGAAAGUCAUCCUCCUUGAUACGCAUCCCGAACAUGUAAGUUCACAUCCCGACAACGCCAUUAUCGUCCCCAAAUGGACCGGUACACCCGGGGACAAGGGCUUGAUUGCCAUGAUCCCCUUCUUGGAGUCCAUCGCAAUUUACAAGACUCCAGACGUGCGGCCCAUCCUUCAAGCGUAUGCAGGGAAAGAUAUCCCAAUCGAAUACGCGGAGAAGGAAGCCGAGGCGAAGCAGAAGCAUAUCGAGGAGUGGAAGAGCAAGGCGCGUGGAUUAUCCAAGGGCGGGUUCACACUGAGUGGCAUGUUCGGUGGCGCGAGUGAACCCUCGCACUCGCCCAUUCCCUUGACUUACCUCGAGCAGAAGCGCCUUGAGGCACAGCGGCAGUAUAAAGAGGAGCAGGCAUACAUCGCGACCCACAAGGACGAGUUUGAACGGCUAUUGGAGGAGGACAGGCAGGCGAUGGCGCGGGAGAUGAGCGGAAGUUUGUGGGGCGUUUUGGAUGCAAUGGCGGGGAAGAAGGCAGAGGCAGAGGCUGCGUCGAAGGUGGAUGUGGAGGGAAAGAAGGUACAGGUGCAAUAAACGGAUUGUGGUGCACAUAACUAGACCGGAGUUAUUUACAUCUAGGUAUGCAUAUUGUUGUCGUCAUCAUUAUCUCCUCCUGCACUACACCGCUCACUUGAAUAUGAAUAUUCGCCAAAACUACAGUAUGCCCACUCAAGUAUUAC